CAGGCACCAUUAAAAUGCAUGUUAAUAGAUAAUAAUAUGUAUUAAUUAUGAGUGCCCCAGAACGAGAAGCCUAUUAGCAGCUUUUUGCUGUAAUUGUAAUUGAUGCACUCCUUAUAGAUUUUCUGUUCGUUGAGCAGGAAUACUUCGAACGCAAAAGACUGCGUGCGAUAUCCGAGCCCAAACCCACCGACCCCAUCACGGGGGAUGAAAUGAAGACUAAAACGACAGGGAAACACAGAGCGGUUAGUCAAGACAUACUCUCCUUUCGGAGGCACAGAAUUUUCAGAAGUGGCACCGGGAGAGUCCAGACUGUGGAAUUACCGUUGUCACCAGAACACGGUACAUCCGAGUUACCAGUAACCAGUUCUCUUGAUCCAACAAAUAAUACAAACCGUCUUGGAAGCCUGCUUCACCCAGAACAAAAGAAAGUCCCUCAGACCAGCACAACAACAAAUACCAACACAAGCUCUCUGUUCAAUGGCAGCAUCAAGGGUCACUUGACAGUAACUGCUUCCAGGAAACAACCUGCCCACCUCGAACUAUUUGGGAUGCGAAUGGAAGCUCCUACAAGCCGAAGGAGAGACUUGAGUUCUCCUACCUGGACCUCUUCCAGUUUUAGUAUGAAUGAGGACACACGGAAAUCAAAGCUAAGUCAGAACAAGGUGCAGGCCGUGGAAAUUGCAGCUGUUAACCCAAGUGCUGUCUUCCAAUCUAGUGAGGUGACGACCUCGUUUGUAUCCACUUAUUCCGAUAUGCAAAGUCGGCGCAGUUCAUCCACCGGUUCAUACCUUUCUUCCCAGUCUUUUCACCCAAAUGUUUCCCUUUCAGGGAUGCACCACAGCUUUGAUGAAGACAGCUCACAUGACCUGAACGCAACAAAUGUUCCCAUAGGUAAAAUGUAUCGAGACUCUAAAAGCAUCCACCCAACACAACAGUCUUUCAGAGAGCUUUGUGACCUCGAGGAGUGCUCCUCCUACAGCAGUUUAUUGACGAAAGAUCCAACCGCAAGCCCCUAUUUGGGGACCACACAAAACAGGUGGGAGCUAAACGUUCCAGAGAGCAGCAUUUUUGAUUUCCCCACGAUUUGUAAUACCGAAAGAAACCAACAAUGCGAGUUGCCGAUGAUAGACGACUGUAUCUCUGAUGCUGACCAAGGACUUCCACGCCGAUUGUUAUUUCAUGUUGACGAGGGAAAUAGCGGCAAUAUAUCAGUAUCGUCACCUUUCAGAGAAGUGCCGCGACCAGACAGCUUCUGCUCGCCCACCUCAUUUUUUACGCUGCCAUUUGAUACAAGUAGUAUCCAUCAUGGGAUCACUCAGACAAGAAUAUCCAAUGAUAAUAAUAUGCAACUUAUGACCCAAAAUCAUAAUGACUUUUUUGACUCACCUUGUCAAAAUGCUUACGACCCCACAGAAGGGCUAGAGAGAAAUUUUAGUAAUUCAGUUCCAACAUUUUCUCUGGCUGGUCGAAAUUCAUUCCCUUCGAGUGUUGUCAAACCAAGCAGUUAUUUUUUCUCUCCCAUUCUCAGUGAACCAAAUCCGACAUUUUGCCAUGCUAACUUCCCUAUCUUAUCGAAGAGUCCAGAAAAGGAUCUAUGUACGGAUCAAGCCAGAGGAUCAAAACUAAAUCAGGACAAGUGCGCUGUCUCCGCAGUGUGUCUAAACAACGGCCACGCUGGCAUUCGACAGGGACUGCAAAAUCAUCAGGACCGGCUGGUGCCAGUUAUUGAGGAAUGGCCAGUCCCAAACCAAGAGAACAGUGAACGGGGACCAAAAGUUAAAGAUCAAACCACCGUGGCUCAGACUGCAGACCGAGACCGUUUGUCACCUAACCUGCCUGCUACCACCACCACCACAUACCACACCUGGGUAGCGCCGAGUUCGGGCUGUAAGAAGACUCCGACUCCAACAGUCAGCCUUUUCCCUCCUAGAUGUUCUCAAACGCCCGUGGGACGUGAGCCAGAACAAACAGAGCCAGUAUUACCUCAUAAGAACGCUUCCUUUCAAGACAAAAAUUACUUUUCUGGGAACAAUGACAGCUCAUUAAGUAACAAUGAUAAAGAAUCUCUUCCCAAAGACUCGAUGGAGGGUCAAGACAGAACAAUCUUGCAUGACAAAAAGAAAACAGAUGAGGCUAAGCAGAGUCAACUGCAUCCCGCAAUAAACGAGCGAAAGGACGAAGACCAAGGAGCUCAAUCUCUGGGAAAUUGUGUCUUUCAGAGCUGUGGUGAUGCCUUUGUUAGUCCACGAAAUGUAAGGGGAACAACCUUCACUGCAAAGAUAGAUCAAAAGGAGAACCGAGAUCCAAUGUACAAGGCCGAGGUCAGCAAAUACGGACGAGUGUCGUGUAGCACCCAGACCACUCCGAAACUUCUCGUAGACGCUUCCUGCGGUACUUUGUUACCUUUCAAGAAAAGGGCAAUCAUGAAACAUGCAUCGCAUAAUACUGAUAUGGAUGAAGCUUUUGUCUGUGGUGCCGGUGGUAAAAACUAUAGCCUCAGAUCACGGUCAAAUAAACGGGACGACUAAUAAUAGUACGUGUACCGGUAAUACAUUUACUCUUUAGGGACGAAGACCUGAGUUUGAAGCCCGAGUGGGGAGGAUUUCUAUCGAGUAUUCUGGUUUUUCUGCUGGAACGUUAGUCACUUAGCCCGGGUUUGCCGCACCAGGUAGAGUCGAUUAUAAAUUACAUGCACAUGAACCCAUUUUUUAAAGUGCGCCAGUCAUUUAAGAAAAAUCAGCUUUAUUUAUUGUUAUCUUUUGUUUGUCUAAUCUAAUGUAGGCCUACCAUUUUAUAUCAUGCCAUAUGCCUCUAAAGCAAAGGUCUGUAGUUUGCUGCUUUUGUUUUGUUUUGGAAAUGAAUGCUAUUCCUUGUGUUGCUUUUUUAAACUGUGCAUUAUAGGCCUACUAGUUAGUUUUAAAGGAUAACGUUCAAUGUUAGUAUUGUUAUUUACAACAUGUAUGUGUCUUAUCCAGUGUACCUUCCUUUUAACUGUAUUUUAAUUAAGCAUUGCUUUGAGAAGGAAUAAAAUCACUGUCACGUUU
Molecule: messenger RNA, 3044 nt
Organism: Aplysia californica (California sea hare)
Lineage: Eukaryota; Metazoa; Mollusca; Gastropoda; Aplysiida; Aplysiidae
Source: RefSeq, a predicted model, not a curated record